Molecule: messenger RNA, 952 nt
Organism: Haliotis rubra (blacklip abalone)
Lineage: Eukaryota; Metazoa; Mollusca; Gastropoda; Lepetellida; Haliotidae
Product: Werner syndrome ATP-dependent helicase homolog
Exons: 4
Coding region: 161-952 (263 amino acids)
Biological process (GO): double-strand break repair via homologous recombination; telomere maintenance
Cellular component (GO): cytoplasm; chromosome; nucleoplasm
Molecular function (GO): ATP binding; four-way junction helicase activity; nucleic acid binding
Source: RefSeq, a predicted model, not a curated record
ACAUCACUGCCACAGGCUAAUUUGCAUAUCACGUGACCGGACUACUCACAUUGGCGCAUUUGUUGAUGGAGGUCAUUCACGUGAUUUAAAUAUCACGUGACCAAAGACGGACUACUUUCCGUGAAUGUAAACAAAACAACACGCAGACACAUACAAGGAAAUGGAUAGCUUUCAAUCCGAUAUAGAUAACAUUUUGCAAUUGUAUGGUGAUUCUGUUAUAUUGAAACCAUAUCAGAGGGAAGCUCUUCAGUAUAUUUACGCGGAAGAAAGUGAUUGUAUAGUUUGUCUUCCGACAGGUUACGGCAAGUCUUUAAUAUUUCACCUGCUUGGUCCGCUUCUUCGCCAAAAGAAAGGUUAUGAUUCAGGAUCUAUCCUGGUGAUAUCUCCCCUGAAUAUUAUACAGAGGGAUCAGGCGAUAAGCAUAACUAAGCGUGGCCUUAAGGCAUGUAGGCUCAGUGUGAGCGGUAAAGGGACCACCCUUCGAGAUGAUUAUGACUUCACUGAAUAUUGUAUGGAAUGUGAGACUGAUGCUUCACUGGCAGACAUAGAAUCUGGACUCUAUGAUGUGAUCUUAUGUCAUCCAGAGGCCUUGUUUUCAACAUCACAAGGAGAUGCUCUGUUGAACAGCAGAGCAUUUCAGCAAAAUGUUCUUGCAGUGGUAUUUGAUGAGUGUCACACAGUAGACCAAUGGUCAAGAGACUUCAGAAAGGCCUUUGGCCAUAUAGACACCCUGCCCACCUUCCUAUCUUGCCCUACCAUUGCCCUAAGUGCAACGCUGACGGCAAGAGCUCUGGACAAACUUCCUGGCCUUCUGAAUAUGAAGAAGCCAAAGCUGAUAAUAGCAAACCCUGAUAAACCAAAUAUUUUCUUGUGCUUUCAGAUGGGUCUCUCGUAUCCGACCAUCAUUUGUCAUCCAGGACUGUUCGAAAUCGCCUGCAACGUGCUGGGUUGA